CUCCGCCACCGUCAGCUUAGGCAAGCCAACAACAACGCGUCCGCCGGCAGCCUGAAAUUACUGGAAAAAGAUAUCAUAAUAUCCAUUGUCGCGAUGGAUCCAGAAGCUGUGUCCAAGGCCUUCGUUGCUCAUUACUACACGACAUUCGAUCAGAACCGGGCCGCGCUUGCCAAUCUGUACCAGGAGGCGUCCAUGCUCACCUUUGAGGGCCAGAAGUUCCAGGGCCCCCAGCAGAUCACCGCUAAGCUAACCGGCUUGCCCUUCCAGCAGUGCCAGCAUCAAGUCUCCACCGUCGAUUGCCAGCACUCGGGCCCUGCUGGUGGGAUGCUUGUUUUCGUCUCCGGCAAUCUUCAGAUCGCCGGAGAGCAGCAUCCCCUCAAGUUUAGUCAGGCAAGUUUUCAUAUUUUUUGUUCGUUAAUUUUGCAUAUGUUCCAUCUGAUGCCUACCCCUCAGGGCGGCUAUUAUGUGCUCAAUGACAUCUUCCGGUUGAACUACGCA
This is a messenger RNA of Striga asiatica, 498 nucleotides long. Lineage: Eukaryota; Viridiplantae; Streptophyta; Magnoliopsida; Lamiales; Orobanchaceae. The record is from the annotation of a GenBank genome assembly.